Stylonychia lemnae is the source of this 3336-nucleotide messenger RNA. The record is from the annotation of a GenBank genome assembly. Lineage: Eukaryota; Ciliophora; Spirotrichea; Sporadotrichida; Oxytrichidae.
AUGUCAACAUCUAGAACACCUCUUUUAGAUAAAUCUGAUCUAUCUAAUGAUCAAAUGCAAGCACUAAAUAAUAUUUAAGAUCCCUACAAGCAAUUAGAUCUAAAUCUUGACGCUGAGCAACUCAUUUUGGAGUCUGCUAGUACUCAAUAGUAAAGAAAAAGUGAAGUUCCAUUGGAAGAAUUUCACAACGAAAAUAUAUCAGAAUCUCAAAUGUUUUCUUAUGGAAAGAGAAACUAAAUUUAAUACCUUAAAAGUGAAAAACUAGAAGACUUAUUCUACAAGAAAUUUGAAUCUCAAUAUUAGGAGAAAAUAAUCCACUUUAGAGAUUACUUUAUUUUAAAAAAUGGGAAUCAAAUAACUUAGAAACUUAUGACUGAUAAGUUAGAAUAAAGGAGAGUAUUCAUAAAUACUAGAUAUUUUGAUGAUUUCUCAUUAACUUUCAAUCUUGCUGACGCUUAAUUGUACAUCUUUUAAUACGCUUCUCAAAAUUUUAUCAAGCAUAGAUUUAUUCCAGAUACAAUUAUUUAAGACUGGACUCCUCAUGCUGUUAGUGAUUAACAAUAUUUUCUAAAAAACAGUUUGACCAAUGAACUCCUAUACUUGAAUUACUAAAAAGUUUCUACUUUAAAUGAUUUUGAAAAUAAUCUAAUCAAUAGUUAUAUUUCUUUUGAUGAUGAAAAUUAUCUUGCUAUUAGUAAUGUUUGCCACAUUUGUAGCAGUAUGAUUACACAUUAAACUUUCACUAGACUAUUGCAUAAAAAUAAGAGAUUCUACUUAUUAGAUUUUUAAAAUAAUUCAUUCCUUCUCUAUAUGUUCUCGAAAGAAAUUGAGAUAAAAACAUAUGAGGAAAACACAAUUAUCCAUAAUAAUUUCAACUAUGUAACAGUUAUUCCUGUUCUUUCUAAUAUCUUUGUCGUUCAGAAUAUCUAUAUUGGAGAGCCAACUCCAAUAUAUGAAGAAUUUGACAAUGAACUAAGUAAAGUUUACCCUUAGCUUUCAAAUAUUAGAAAAAUUUAUUAAAGCAGAGUUAAAUUCAUAAUAGAUUUUGAAAGUGAAUUAUACAACAGAAAUGUCAUUUUGAGUGUUAUUAAACUUAAGCAAAUUAGUUCCAGUGACGAAAGCUGUAGUGGCGGCGAUGGCGGCGGCGGCGGAGGCUACGGUGGCUAUGGUGGCGGUGGCGGCGGCGGUGGCGGCGGCGGGGGUAGCGAUGAUGAAGAGUACAACAGAAAUUAUUAAAAGUUACUAGAAGAAUAGAAUCGCAAUUUUUAAAGAAUAGACUAAGUUUUACGUGUUACAAAUGACCAUAUGACUCAAUAUAUGAAAUAUAUAGCGCCAUUUGAUGAUAGCCUCACAUUCAUAGUACAAAAUAAUUUUAACUAAGUUAAACUCAUCAAUUUAAUGAAAAUUUACAGGGAAACUUCUGAUGAUCAUGAAGGCAGUAGAGAAUUAUAGUAACCAAGCAUUGACAACUUGAGCAUUAUUUUAGAAUUUAAUGAUAAUAGAUUAGUCUAUCUAGAAUAUGAUUUGUGUACAAUUGUCACUCUAAUUCUUAAAGAGGGUGAUAUUGUUUCCAGAGUGACCAAAGAUAUUGCAUUUUUCAUCAAAUCACUUUUCAUGAUAAUUAAAUUAGAGACCUACUACAUUUUUAUUGAUAAGUUUAAUUACGAGCCUAAAGGAGUUAUUGAAUUUCUUGGCGUUUCAGAGAUUCAAAGAGAUAAUCUCAAUUUGUUAGAGAUCUAAAACGACCAUCUCGUCAUCAAUUAAUGUGAAACAGGCAGAAUUUUGCAUAUAAGUCCUUAUUCAUUAGAAGAUUUAAUUGGAAAAAAAUACAAUCCAUAUGAUCUAAAAAUUUAAAUCGAUUUAUAAAGCUAAUUGAUUAGAUAUUUUGAUAACAAUCAAAAGAAAGUUACUGAACACUUUUUUGGAAUGCCAGUUCUUUUCUUGCAGACUUUAAAUUAAUAAUUUAGACUUGAUGAGCAAACUUUGAAAGUAUAUUUAAAUGAUCUCCGGUAGGACUAAAUAUUUUCAGACUUUGGAGAACAUAGUCUUUUUGAUACAAUGCAUUCUCUUCCAAUUAGUACUGUGUAAUUGAUAGCAAAUAGAAUCAAUGAAUUUGAAGACUUCAAGUACUCCCUAGUUAAUUUUGAUAGAAUAUAUAAGUCUACCUCGCUUGAUAAAGCAAUUCAAGAAAAAAAUAUUCAAAGAGUAGAAUUAUAUUUGUCACUUAUUUUGAAAAUUUAAGAAAAUCCAGCUUUUAAUUUCGUUAUUGAUAGGAACUUUCAAUUACUUUUGGAAAUGCAAAUUAAUCUACAAGAGUAUUUAGAAAGCUCACUUUGUUAUGUUAAAGUAUAAACAGAUUACAUAUUCUCCAGUUCUGAUGAGGAAAUAUUGACUGCUGAAUUCGAUUAAACUUUGAAUAUUCUAGAUAUUCUUAGAAAUUACGAUAUAAUAAUGAAAUUAAAUUCUGAAAGUGAGGACCAAGAGGUGAUUCAAAUGAGGAAAGCCAGGGGAACUUUUAUUUUAAGUUAUCCUUGCAGAUAGUUUGCUGGUCUUAUCUUAUAUUUUUAGCCAACUAUGAAGCUAUACAGAGGAUUUAGCUUCUUGGUUUCAAUGAUAGAAGCUGUUUUUAAUGAUCUAAAGUACUUCAUUACUUUCUACCUAAUGAUUUUAUCACUUUAUGGUAUCAUAUUUACACUUAUGCUUUAUCAGGGUGAUAAAGUACCAGAAGAGUAUAAUGGAAUAAGCUUGAUGGCGUAUUUUAUAAUGUCAUUUAGGACUUCAAUGGGUGAUUUCUAAGUUGACACUUACAAUUCUUUAACAAAUACUGGAACUAUCUUCAUUUGGAUUAUUUGGUUAACUUCAAUUUUAUUCCUCAACAUUAUUUUACUGAAUUUCAUAAUCGCAGUCAUAUCUGAAUCUUAUGAAAAAGUCAUGCAAAAAAUGAUUGCUUAGUCUUACAAAUAGUAGUUAAUGCUUAUCAAAGAAAGAGAAAUGCAUUUGUCAGAAAGUUAAAAGGAAUCAUUUGAAUUUUUUCCUAGAUUCUUAAUACUAAGAAGACCUGUCUAAUCAAAUUCAGAAGAUAACUUAGAAUGGCAAGGAUUUAUUAAAGAUAUUAAAAAGUCUAUUCAAAGAUAACAAAUAAGCAUCAAUAAUAUGCUUUAAUUGACUCAAUCUAAAACUCAGACGGCUUUGAAAAAUUAAAAUGAAAAGCAAGUUUAGGAAAUUAAUACUUUGAAAAAGACAAUAGAAGAACUAAAGAAUUCUAAUGCCGCUGAAUCUUAAGAAAUCAAAUCUUAAUUAGCUCAGAUUUUAUAAAAAAUAGAAUCAAAAAACUGA